AUGAUAUCAGAAAAUAAUUUUGUUAUUCCAAAUACAUUAAAUCAACAAUUAGUAGAAGAAACUGAAGAUGAAUAUAAAGUAACACCAUUAUCAGAUCCGGUAAUUAAUCAAACCAUCGAGGUAGAUCAUAAAACACGAAUACAAGAUUCAUAUUUGUUAUUAAAUGUAUUACUUGGUCCGUACGCAUUUGAGACUAAUUAUAUAUCAGAAAUGAUAAAUUUAGCAGGGCAAAUACAUUAG
Messenger RNA from Macrosiphum euphorbiae (potato aphid), 240 nucleotides. The record is from the annotation of a GenBank genome assembly. Lineage: Eukaryota; Metazoa; Arthropoda; Insecta; Hemiptera; Aphididae.